UCCUACGUUACUCUCCCCGCCGCUAAUAACAUAAACGCACCAUAUAUCCUUCACUUCUCCAACUCAAAACCUGUUCACUAUCCCCUUCCAUUCCCUCUCUUUUGUAGAUAGAAGAAAACUACAUCUAUCCAUUCGUCAUCCCAUCCUACCACUCUACCCAUUCUUCAUAUAGUGACCAGUGGCCUCUAUAUUCUUCCAAUAGCCUCAUCAUCAUAUUUUUAGUAGUCUUUAAUAGCAGUAGUAGUAUUGCACUAUCCUACUAGGACUUAGGGGGGAGUUAGGACCCCAACAAUUCCUGCAAAAAGCCCCCAAAACAACAACAACUAAACGCCACUUCUCAAACUCAAACCCAAAGGUGCAACUUAUCAUCAUCAGCAGCAGCUCUAAGUUCUAACUAAGGGAGCCAAAAGCCAAAAGUAGUAUCCUAUCCUCCAUGGAUCCCACACUCCUCAAAAAGCACCCAACAAAAUCCACCACCGCCGCCUCAAAAAUGCCUCCUCCGGAUCCCAUUCUUGUUGCCUCCCCUUCCUCCACCGCCACGACCACCACCAUCCAAAACAUAUCCAGCCACUUCGCCAAGUUGUAUGCGAAUCACAGGUUUCUUGCUUCCUUAAAAGCCUCCUCACAUCCACACGCUCAUUUUCAUCAAGAAGAAGAAAAGGGUCUCAGAGAUGAUUCCUCUGCUUUAGACAGCUCCUGCGUAGCUUUGACCAAGUCAAGUAGCCAGCACGGAAGAAUUCAUCGUGGAGCUGCACCGGCUGAUUUGGCCUCGGGAAAUGAAGAAAGCUACGGCACGAAAACCAAGGUUAAAGAAAAGGACAACAGGAAGUAUUCUCUUGUUAAUGUCAAGAAGAAAAAGCCCCUGGCUGAUGCUCCUCCAGCUCAGAAGGCUUUAUUAGACGGCCAUAAAUCUAAUCUUAGAAUCAAGAAAUCAUCGUCAGGAGCAAGAGAAGGAGCAGCCCAGAAAAAGGAGGAGGAGUUCUAUGACGGGAGGAGAGGCGUGAAGAAAGCGUAUGGCUUGAUGUCGAAGAGUCUUGAAUUGGAGAAACCUAAUCAAGCCACGCCGUCGUGUGAAAUGAAUAGACCAUGUAUUUCGCUUGCGGUGAAUGGCAGAAGGAAGUCAUUUUGCUGCUCGCAAGCUGAGUUGGCUGACUUCUUUUGUUGCACCGGCGUCAAGGUUGUGGCUGUUGACAUGCCGCCCUUUAUGCAGAUUCAUGCUGUCGAUUGUGCCAGAAAAGCUCGUGAUAGCUUGGAAAAAUUCACUUCCAAGACUCUUGCUUUUACCCUCAAAAAGGAAUUUGAUGGGGUUUAUGGACCAGCCUGGCACUGCAUCGUAGGGACCAGUUUUGGUUCCUUUGUGACACAUUCAGUAGGUGGCUUCAUGUACUUCUCAAUGGAUCAGAAACUAUACAUCCUCUUGUUCAAAACAACUGUACAGAGAGCUGAUUGAAUGAUUUGAAGGUUGAAAACUGUUCUUACUAUUAUAUAGGGGAAAUUCGGCACUCACAAAGGCAGGCCUUUUUCUCCCCCUUCCAACUUUGUACAAUGUCAGCAGCCUUUUUCUCCCAUGGAUAUUUCUCUCGUACUAGUUACCUUGUCGGUAGGCUCUUUUUUGAAGUAGUUACAGCACAAAAAAGAAAUACUUUCGACUCCACUAAACUUGUGGGGGGUUUUUGUUUAGAUGUUAGUACAUUGAGUCUCAAGAAAACUUGUUAAGAUAGCCCAACAAUCAACAUAUAUAUAUACCUCUUCUACUA
Coffea arabica (coffee) is the source of this 1757-nucleotide messenger RNA. Lineage: Eukaryota; Viridiplantae; Streptophyta; Magnoliopsida; Gentianales; Rubiaceae. The record is from RefSeq and is a predicted model, not a curated record.